CUGCAGUUUCAUGUUUAUUGUUUAGAAAUUUAGGUGAGCUUUGAGAAAGCGAUUAGUAUAAGAUAUAAUUUGUAGAGAAAUCAUUAUGGCAUCUUCGAAGAGUGAGCUGUCUGAUGCAGAAAAAGAGCUUUUCAAAUAUACCCAAGAACGUAAUUAUGAGGAAGUUAAGCGACUGUUAACUACGGAAAACGUAUCUGUUGAUUGUGUUGAUGAUGAUGGUAUGACACCGCUUCAACAUGCCGCAUACAAAGGGGAUUAUAAACUUUGUAAACUGUUACUAGAUUGUGGUGCCGAUGUGAAUCUAAGUCGUCACAUUUCAAAGUAUAGCGCUCUUACAUUUGCUGGUUUGUCUGGUAAAGUGGAUGUAGUAAGCUUAUUGCUUGAACAUGGUGCUUCCACGACUAGUGUGAAUUCGAUUAAUAAAACGGCUGCGCAGAUGGCAGCUUUUGUAGGAAACCAUCAUGUUGUCAGCACUAUUAAUAAUUUUAUUCCUAUUGAAGAAAUUGAUUACUUCACGAAGCCUCGUGGUUUGGAAAAAGAACCGAAACUUCCUUCAUCUUUGUGUAAUCCGCUUCAUAAGAUGGUAAUUAUGACAAAUAUUAAUCCUGUGCGUUUAGCAUUCUAUAUUCAACAGAAUUUAGAUCUCUUGAGAAAUAUUAAAAAAGUCAAUCGGGUUCUGGAAAUACUGUCUGAAAAGCAAUUAAAGGAAGAAGGUAAUGAAUUGUUAUCUCUCAAAUUCCAUCACCUAGCAUUUAUCUUAAAUGCGUGUAAAUCCUAUUUAAAUGUAGACAUUGGGGCGGCUUCAUGCAGAGAAAUUUUAUUUCCUUUAAUAAAAUGCUGGAUUAAAGGCGAUGAAAAUGGUUUUCCUGUUGUUUUGGAAAAGUUACUUCGACAAGAUGUUCGAGAAUAUCCUUAUCAUGAUUGUAGUUUGUUUCAACAGCUUGUACGUUCCCUUGCACCCGUAAAAAUUGGCGAUGAACCUAGUGCUAUAUCUAUUUUGAGUGAAGCUGUUAAUGGGCAACGGGGCAUAGAUAAUACUGUUUCCUGCUCUACUUGUGGAGAACCUGAUGCUGAGAAAAAGUGUUCUGCAUGUAAAUCUGUUACUUAUUGUGGUAAAACUUGCCAGAAGUUGCAUUGGUUUACGCAUAAAAUGAUAUGUCCAAAGCUUGCUGAAAUGCAGGUAAAGAAAGAAGCAGAGUUAGCUGCAGCUAAGGCAGAGCAACAGAGUUCUGAAUCAGAAGUAGUGGAAGAAAAAAAAAAAUGAUCUUCCAUUUGAGGAUGGGAGUUGUGCUAAAACUAAGAAUUGAUGGUAAUUAUUUUAGUUUAGUCAGUUGCAAUAACAUAAAAUUUUUAUUUUCAGAAAUUGUUUAUGGAAUUGGAAUAUUAGAGAAGUUUACAUUUGCAAAUAAUUUUGUUCACAAAAUGUAUUUAAUUAAACAAUUAAAAUUCAUAUAUUUAUCCACUUGAUCUUUUAAGAUGUAUACCUGUUAUUCAGUUUAUGAACUGAACUUCUUUUGAUUCCAACUGUUAACUUAUUUUCAUAUCUAAACUUACUUGUAGAAUGAAUUCUUAAACUCUGUAUGCAUUUGUUUUUAAAGUUAAUAAAUACAAAAUAGUUUUCUUUUUAUUCACUGAAGUAAAAGUUUUUAAUCAGGAAUCAUUUUGUGCAUAGUCCCUUGUCAUAAAUAAAUAUUUAGAAUGUCUAGUGCUAAUCAUCUAUUCAUUUAAAUAUCCUUAUUUAUUCAUUAAAAUAUGUUUCUGUGUGACUAUAUAAUAACGUUAUGUGCUUAAAAAUACUUUUGACAUGUGUGCUUUGUUAAACAUUAUUUAUGUAUGUCCGGAAGAAUAAAUAAAGUGAAAUUAUAUUAGA
Stegodyphus dumicola is the source of this 1870-nucleotide messenger RNA. Its product is annotated as ankyrin repeat and MYND domain-containing protein 2-like. Gene Ontology annotation, molecular function: protein binding. Lineage: Eukaryota; Metazoa; Arthropoda; Arachnida; Araneae; Eresidae. The record is from RefSeq and is a predicted model, not a curated record.